Messenger RNA from Rhodamnia argentea, 938 nucleotides. Its product is annotated as histone H1. The transcript is spliced from 2 exons. Bases 78 to 719 code for a protein of 213 amino acids. Gene Ontology annotation, cellular component: nucleus; nucleosome. Gene Ontology annotation, biological process: chromosome condensation; nucleosome assembly; negative regulation of DNA recombination. The record is from RefSeq and is a predicted model, not a curated record. Gene Ontology annotation, molecular function: nucleosomal DNA binding; double-stranded DNA binding; structural constituent of chromatin. Lineage: Eukaryota; Viridiplantae; Streptophyta; Magnoliopsida; Myrtales; Myrtaceae.
GUCGUCAUCGUGUUUCUUUGCACAAACAAAACCUUUUCGAAGUUUCUAGUGUUGCUACUGCUGCUACUUGCGAGUCCAUGUCGACCACCGCAGAAGGCGAAGCACCGGCCGUCGAGCAGCCGCCGGCGGAGGCUCCGGCGCCGGCGACGGAGGACGAGAAGCCGAAGGAGGUGGAGCAGGAGGAGGAAGCGAAGAAGCCGGUGAAGGAGAAGAAGCCUCGGGCUCCGAGAGAGAAGAAGCCGAGGCCGCCGAAGACCGCCUCGCAUCCUCCCUACUUCCAGAUGAUCAAGGAGGCGAUCCUGGCGCUGGACGAGAAGAGCGGGUCGAGCCCGUACGCGAUCGCCAAGUACAUGGAGGACAAGCACAAGGCCGUGCUUCCCUCCAACUUCAGGAAGAUUCUAGCGCUCCAGCUGAAGAACUCUGCCUCCAAGGGGAAGCUGAUCAAGGUCAAGGCCUCGUACAAGCUCUCCGAGACGGGCAAGAAGGAGAGCGCCAAGCCCUCGUCGAAGCCUCCGAAGAAGACGGAGGCGGCCGCCAAGAAGCCGAAGGAGAUGGCUCCUGUUCCGAGGGCCAAGCGGACGAGGAAGUCGGAGGCGACCAAGCCAGUGAAGAAGGCUGCGAAGAAGCCGGUGAAGAAGGCCGCGGCAGCAAAGCCGAAGCAGCCCAAGUCCAUCAAGUCUCCUGCUGCGAAGAGGGCUAAGAAGGUAGCUGCUGCUUGAUGUAGGAGGGACGGGGCAAAAAAGGAGAAAGAAGUGUAAUGUAAUUUUGGGCUUUUUGAUCUUUUUUGGCGGGGGGGAGAUGUGAAUGUGAAUGUGAAUAUGGGAUGGAACGUCGCUGCUGCGUUUGGUUUAAGUUUCUUCUUCUGUCAAUAAAAACGGGGUUGAUGAAGAAGAUGGGCGGUGGUAAUUAGGGUUUAUAAAGAGUGUUUGAUGUUUACC